Messenger RNA from Homalodisca vitripennis (glassy-winged sharpshooter), 2347 nucleotides. RefSeq names its product outer dynein arm-docking complex subunit 2-like. The record is from RefSeq and is a predicted model, not a curated record. The transcript has 11 exons. Bases 80 to 2044 code for a protein of 654 amino acids. NCBI's taxonomy places the organism in Eukaryota, Metazoa, Arthropoda, Insecta, Hemiptera, Cicadellidae. Gene Ontology annotation, molecular function: protein binding.
ACUCAUUUGAUCCAAGUUGAAUUUUUGAAUACGCCAUAAAAUUUGUUUAUUUUAUUUUGAAAUUUUAUUACUUCCCGCCAUGGCUGAUUCGUGCUAUAGUGAAAUGGAGACCAAGAAAUCGGAACAGAUGGACGGGGACUCUUCAGGCAGCAGUUCCGAGGACGAGGAAGACUUCACCUGGAUGACGCAACAGACACAGCCUCAGCAGGACAUCCCCCCGGAGUACUGGCACAUGCAGAAACUUAUUAAAUACCUCAAGGGCAGCACACCAAGCACGACCGCUCUGGUGCUAGGAUGCCUCAACGACUACGACCUGGACUCUGAGUUUAUGCAGCUGGCAAUCCGUGAAAUGAAUACCCUGGAGGUUCUGGUCAACCUGCUGGAGACCAGUGACCGAGACUUCAGGUGCAAGAAACUGGCGCUGAGUAUCCUGGCACGUGUGACGCAACACGUGGUAAUCCAGCAUGAGGUGACCAACUUGGGCAUCAUUCCGCUGUUAGUCAAACUGCUGGUGGACCCGGCACGUGACCUGCAGCGACUGGCGGCCGCCGUCAUAGCCAACGUCGCCAAACUGAAGAAGAGCAGCAAGCUGGUGCGGACCUGCGGUGGUAUACCUGUCCUGGUACACUUGCUGGACAUCAAGGAGUCAAUCCUGAAGAAACCCAAGGCCCAGCAGACUAUCGACGGCGCAGAGGAGAUGGAGGUAGCUUUGGACGCUGCUCGGGCCUUGUGGUCGCUCUCACAAUCGAACCGCAACAAAGAGUACAUGCAGAAGGCUGGCAUCAUCGGACUGCUGCCGAAGCUACUCAAGGCUAAAGAUGAGAACAUCGUGGUGCAGACUAUGGGGAUGCUGCAGAAUUGUGGGAACCUGCCAAAAUUCCAAGUGGCAAUACAAACCCUAGACUUAGUUGAAGACAUUGUUCGUUUGUUCAGCUCCUCAAACAACAUGGAAUUAAAAAAGUUGUGUGCUAUGGCAAUAUUCAAGCAUUCGGAGGACGAAAAGAUACGCAAGCUGGUACACAUACAUCACGGCCUGACUCCAUUGAUCAAGCUGCUGCAGCAGGACAUCAUACUGAUGGAUAGGGAUCUGCUGGCAGCUGUCACCGGCGCUGUUUGGAAGUUGUCUUUCAGCGUCCAGAACGUCCUCAGGUUCGACCAGCUCAACACAAUUCCUAGACUGGUCUCUCUGCUAUCAUAUGACGACGAAACUGUUUUGGUGCAUGUGGUUGGAGCACUAGCAGAAUGCUGCAAGUUAGAACACAAUGCUGCCGUGCUACAGCGGGCCGGCGGUAUCAAACCGUUGGUUCUGCUGCUGAACCUCACCAACCAAGCGCUGCUGGCCAACACCGCCCAUGUGCUGGGCCAGUGCGCCUGGGACCUCAAAUGCAUGGAGGAGAUGGAGGAGCACGACGCCGUCCGCCUUAUCUGGUCUCUGCUCAAGAACUCGUCGACCAAAGUGCAGGCGAACGCCGCCUGGGCUCUGGUCCCUUGCAUUCAGAACGCUACGGACUCCGGGGAGAUGGUGCGAAGCUUUGUCGGUGGUAUAGAACUGAUAGUGAAGCUUCUACAAUCUCCUGAUACUCGCGUGGUGGCCUGUAUCUGUGCUGCUCUAGCGAAGGUAGCGACGGACCAGGAGAACUUGGCAGUAGUCACGGAUCUCGGAGUAGUUCCCAUACUCGCCAAGCUUGUCCACACAGAUAAUGAAUUCCUCCAAGAACACCUCGCAUCGGCGAUAGCAAACUGUUGCAACUGGGGCAAAAACUGUUUCGAGUUCGGGCGUCUCGAGGCUGUGACCCCCCUGAUGAACUUCCUGUACGACGGCAACGACCGUGUGCAAGCGACCACCAUAGAGGCACUCAGCCAGCUGUCUACAGAUCCCUUCAACUGCAUCACCCUGCACCAGAGUCAGGUCGUACCGCUGCUGAUCAAGGCAGCCGGUUCCAGCGAUAGGAAGAAGCAGCAAGCGGCGGCGAAAUGCCUCACAAACAUCCGAAAGUUGGCUCUGGCUGCAGAUAAAGUGAAAACCAAACAAACCCAACAAUGAGAAUCUCUUAAAUUUUACGUUUAAGCUUAAGGAUAGGUAUUAGUGUCCUGAUUAGGUACAAAACAAUAUUUAUAAACAGGAAAAAAUUGAGAUUUUAAGCGAUGGCGUAUGUUACAAAACUACGGUUUUAAAAUAUGGUAACUUUAUUUAUAAAAUUCUACUAGCAUCUUUUAAAGACCCUGAUCAGAUACAACGGUGAUAUGUUAUUAUUUCUGUUAUAAAAAUGUGACGAACGCAUAUUUGUUUAGCUCAUUAUAAACUGAAACAUUCAAACUAUAUGUAAUAAACGACGUACAGAAGUAA